GAUCAUCUCCUUCACACACACACACAGUCAAAAACACGGCACAGUACUCAAUUACACACACAGUAAAAACACACACACACAGAGACACGAUGGUAAGAGAAGUAUCGGAAAGCUGUAUGGACAGCUUAAUUACGGAGAUCGUGUCGUCUUAUUGCACUCGAUUUUACGCAAAUAAACCAGAACUUGCUAGUCUCAGAAUCGAAGCCAUCGGUUAUCAAGUCGGUUACCAGCUCGCCGAAAGGUACACCAUGGAACGGCCACGGUUUAAUGAUCACCUAGAGGCAAUCAAGUUUAUCUGCAAAGAGUUCUGGUCAGAGCUCUUCAAGAAACAAAUAGACAAUCUAAAGACUAACCAUAAAGGUACAUUUGUAUUGCAGGAUAAUAAAUUCCGGUGGCUGUCGCACAUGUCAGUGGAUUCACCAGUAGAUAUUUCAACCGUGUCUGAAAACAAAACAGCUCAAGCAACUAGCAUGCAUCUCAAAUUUCCAUGUGGAAUUAUAAAGGGGGCACUUUCAACAUUGGGCAUUAUAUGUGCUGUUUCAGCUGAUACAUCCCAGCUUCCUGCAUGUUCAUUUGUGAUCCGGAUAAAGGUGUAGCAAUCUCAUUGCAAGACUUCAAAUGGAUCAAGAGGUUCGAGAUCAACGGGUUAGGUGCUUAGUCAUUACAGGGUGUAAUAUUGGCGUGUUAAUGGGUCAAAACAAGUAAUAGUUUGUUAUGGGUUGGAACGUAUUGGAUGUAUUCGACCAACAUGAAAAGACACUUAAAGUCAUUUUUGUGACUCUUUAAAAAGUUUAACGUCUUGAUAUGAUUAUAAAAAAUCUGUUUUUUUCAAUAAUAAACUGAAUUUUAUCCA
Molecule: messenger RNA, 853 nt
Organism: Erigeron canadensis
Lineage: Eukaryota; Viridiplantae; Streptophyta; Magnoliopsida; Asterales; Asteraceae
Product: trafficking protein particle complex subunit 6B-like
Exons: 5
Coding region: 90-596 (168 amino acids)
Biological process (GO): regulation of GTPase activity; endoplasmic reticulum to Golgi vesicle-mediated transport
Cellular component (GO): TRAPP complex; trans-Golgi network; cis-Golgi network
Source: RefSeq, a predicted model, not a curated record